Messenger RNA from Plenodomus lingam JN3, 717 nucleotides. Lineage: Eukaryota; Fungi; Ascomycota; Dothideomycetes; Pleosporales; Leptosphaeriaceae. The record is from RefSeq and is a predicted model, not a curated record.
AUGUGCAAACGGUAUCGGGUAACUGGUUUACUCGUGGAGUAUCCAGUCGCAGCCAACGCGAAUUUGGGUGUUAAAUGGGCCCACAUCAUCUGGCCGCUACAAGUACCUGCAUACUUGUCGAGUCUCAUCGUGCCUGACAUGCGUCACCCAACGUGCAUCUCUUCUUUUAGUCUUGCGAGUUGCGAUGGCCGGGGCGGCGGUGAGCCUCGCGGACUUACGCUACGCGCCUUCACAACCUUAGCCCCGCUCCGAUUCUCUCUCAACGCCGCCUUUGCACAAAGCCACCUCGCUGCACUCAUGCCCGCUGUGCCUCUCGAUGAGUUACUACUCGUGAAGGUAGAGCAAGAUCGAGUUGUCAUGCCCUGUUGGAGAAACCGUACACGCAGACCCGCGACAGUGUCGUCGGGCCCCGAUGAGCCAGUUCAACUUGCUGACGCCCCUGGGCAGGGCAUAGCACAGUACACAGCGAGAGACCUCACUCUUGAAGCGCAGGGACCAGUGCCACCAGCGAGCCAUGUAGUAUAUUGCGAAUGGGCACUACGCCAGCUCCUAGAUACCAAGACUCGACGAGGCCAUGUGCAGAGCAUUCCACCUUCGGGACUUUCGAAAUCUUGGCCAGGAUAUAAGGGACUGAUCUUGCAGUCUCAGGCCAUGAUGCUGAGUAGGGAUUUGGUAGCUUCGAAUGCGUACAUCGAGGCGAACCCCAGCACCCUCUAG